CAAAGACGAGAUUGGUGACACGGCUUGGUGCCCAACACAAUGAAAAUGAAAGCACCUUGCAAACGAAUGAAUUCAAGUCCUUAGUGGAUCGUAUGUCAUGCCUGGUAGCAACCAUGACAGCAGCAUCGGUUGUUUUGUUUUCUUCCAGCACGGCAAUGAUGGCUCCUGCACUUCCUGCCUUCGCUGAUACAACAGACACAGAUUUCACGAUAGUUGCUACGACAACGUCUGAGAAAGAACAAGAAAGUAUGCUUCUAAAGGGAGUUUCCCAGAAAGAAAUUGCGCGAAGAGCCGCGGAACAAAGAAACGGAGACUUCUCCUCGUCUGUGAUCGACGAAGUGUGGACCCUCCUAAGCAAUUAUUACAUCGACCAAUCUUUCAACUCCCAGGACUGGAACAAAGUGAGAGAGAAGGUGGAAUCGAAGGGAGUAAAGGUAAACUUUAAUGACAACAAGUCAAUGAAAAUUGUGACGGAAAUGGUUCAAUCCCUCGGCGACAAGUACACAAGGGUUCUGGACAAGGACCAGUACGCCGCGAUUCAAAAGUUCGACCUCAUCGGAGUCGGAGUCACAUUAAUGCCCAACUCCCAAAAGGAUAUCAUCAUCGGCGCUCCUCCUAUUGCUGGGUCAGCCUCCGACAAGGCUGGCCUGAAAAUGGGAGAUUAUGUGACGGCCGUCAACGGGAUUCCCACCCGUGGUAGAAACGCAUUUGAUAUUAUCGAUCAGAUUGGAGAAAAUCCUAACGCAAAACAAGUCUCGUUCUCGAUAUUGCGCGACAAGGGUCCUAGCACAAUAGACUCUAUCGGGAACCCCCAAUCGGCUGAUAACUUUGUGGUUACAUUGGAGCGACAAACGAUGGAAGUCAAGGAUCCGGUCCAAUUCAAGAUUUCCGAGACACGAUCCGACGGAACAAGUAAGUAUUAUUGUGUUCAAACCUUCAUAUUUCAAGCAUUUAUGAUUAACCUAGAUGUUCCCAAUAUCUUUCUUCCUUCGUUUACUCGUCUGAUGUUUCUCUAAUUCACUCUCCGCAAAAAAUUGGCAUCGGUCUUUAACUGCUUUUGGCUAUCGAUUGUCAUGCACAACAAUUUUCCAUCGUUUGAUAUUGCACUGUGCAUACAUAUAGAGGUCGGUUAUGUGCGCGUUUCGGAAUUCAACUCACUAGUCAAUUCUUCUCUCCAACAUGCUCUGUCUGAGCUAAAUAAGGAGGGGGCAAACGCUUACGUUAUGGAUUUAAGGGGUAAUACGGGCGGGGCAUUCCAGUCGGCGAUUGAGAUUUCCGGAUUGUUUUUGCGGGACCGAGUCGCGACCUAUGUGGUGGAUAGCAACCAGGUAGAGUUACCCUUUCGAACCCCUAAGCUGCAGGACCUCUCGAUCGACCCAGAAACUCCGAUGGUGGUAUGGAUCGACGGACUGAGCGCUUCUGCAUCGGAAGUCCUAGCGGGCUCCCUCCACGACAAUUGUCGGGCCGUCACUAUGGGCGACAAGAGCUUUGGGAAAGGCCUUAUACAGGCAGUGUAUGGUCUGAAGAACGGCGCAGGGUUAGUCGUAACGGUGGCCAAGUACAUAACACCCAGCGGGUCUGAAAUCCAGGGACUGGGGAUCACACCUGAUGUUUUACCUCUUGGUAAGAAUAUGCCGGCACCGGUGUAUGUGCCCGUACUGAGCACAGAUACGAGCAAGAUCGACUGGCGAGAUGUGAGGGAGCGAUUGAGUUCCAAGUUCUGCUCUGUGCCCGAGGACCGUGUCCCAGCCAAGACGCCCACCGGAGCUGUGGCAGAGGCUGCUUUGUAACAUGAUUCCUGACUACAACGCCUGCUUACUCGCGCAGUA
This is a messenger RNA of Pseudo-nitzschia multistriata, 1829 nucleotides long. Lineage: Eukaryota; Bacillariophyta; Bacillariophyceae; Bacillariales; Bacillariaceae. The record is from the annotation of a GenBank genome assembly.